AUGGGUCGCAAUACAGAAACUAGAACUGAACGACUUUCGGUGUUGGCUCAGUGCAACGCUCCAGUUCUGCAACUGCUAGUUGAUCAGAAACACAAGGUUCUCCUCGUCAUAACCAAGGAAAACAUGUUGAUUGAGUUCAAAUUCAAUGACGAACAUGGCCUCAGCGUAACUGAACUACUUACACUGAAAUUACCGUCUCAGCUAAAUGAUAAGCCUAGUUUCAGCUGGGCUGGUGAAAUGACACUCGCGAUGUCACUGGGUGAAAAUGUCGUCCGUUUGUGGGAUAUUGCUAAGUCAGACAAUUAUACACUUUCUCCAAAUGUUCAAUCAAAUCCAUCUCGAAAAAAAGCAGUCAUUAUCGGAAAGUUGGCAUACUGCUCCGAAUAUCAACUUUUGGCCGCUGGUUUGAACGAUGGACAAGUCGCUCUCUGGAAGCGAACUGAUAGACGGCGCAGCCAAAAGAUGUCGAUUUUAGAUUGUGAUCAACAAAGUCUCUUUUCAGCAACUGGUUCUCAAACUGUAGAGACGGGUUCUAACAUUGUCGAACCAGAAUCUUGUUGGAAGGCACAAUUACCAAUUGACUUGCUAAGCAAUCACGCUGAUGAGCAUCUCCGAGAGACCGAUGCUGAUAUUUCUGUCAAAAUCCUUUCAUGGGACCCUGUCAGGGGAACCCUGGCUGCCUGUUAUGGGGUAUCAAACUCUGAUGAUCAAACUGCCGGUGAACUCGGAGAAGAGGGGAGUGAGCCUCGCGUUUUUUCGGCCUUUAUUCUCCACCAACAACCACUCUGUGCUAAUCUUGGUGGCGGCGGAAGUGCUCUAGUCCAGAUCUCACCUCAGUGUCUGGCAGUCUUUUCCUCCAACCAGACGCAGUUCGCUAAACCGGCUGGACUUGACCUCGUCUCGAUGCGAAACACACUGCCUUCAGGGUCGUCCGUUGCAUCCAGCUUUGCUGAACCCGUAGAGUCUACUGAGAGCAAAAUUUACGUUGAGGAACAGCUACGGGCUGCAUUUUGCACUGCGGAACUUGUUGCUGUUUGGAACGGCCGGCAGGUGCAGGUUUACAAGCACGGCUUUUCACAGGACAUUUCUCCGUUUUCCGCAUUCAUUUGCGAGUUUGAGCUCAUUGGGGUUCACGGGCAAUGCAUUUUGACCAAGGAGGAGCACAAAAUCCAGGUCAGAAGCGUUCAGGGAACGGUUAAACAAUUAAUCAAUUUUACGGAAACUGAGGGUCUGAUUUCACUAACUUCAGUCUGCAACGGCUUCCUGGCCUGUCUUACGGAAUCUGGCUUUCUAAGAACAGAAGUCAGACAAAUGAAUUUGUCGAAAAUGAUUAGCAGCGUUCUCCCGCCAGCCAUUAGCUCCGGUUUGGCUAACGGAGAUUCUCAGCCGCCGCGGCUGCACGUCUCGUGGCUGUCGGUAAACAAUAACGCAUCGGCUGUCGCCUUCAGUUUGCUCAAAGCCCCAACCUCUGCUCCCUUCGGCUCUUCAACGACGAACGGGAACAUUAAACUGCAGUCCAAUGAGAAAUCUACCGCCUGUGUAGCGCCUCAGCCGGACUGGAGGCUUUUUGUUUGGCAAAUCGAUUCAGACCGUGUGCAAGUUUUCGACUUUGCCACCGGGGAGUGCACGCCUCUGCAAAGUAGUCGUGAAACGCAAAACGAGGAGGGAGCAGACGCACGAGAAUGUGAAAACAAGCCACCUUCAAACAUUGCACAGGCAUCCUCAGAAGUAGUUCGCGAUCACUACCCCAUACGACACUACUGGGACCUCUAUGACCCGCGUCUGUUGGUUGUGGAGGCCGCACGGUUGCCUCACGAAGCCUGCCCCGUCCCGUUGGCUGGCGUGGAGGCUGGCACAGCCACUGCAACCACCAGCACCACUGACGCCUCAUCGCUGGACGAGACCUUUGAAACCACUAACGACUCUCACCGGCAGCACAAACGACCACUUUCCCGAAUUUCAGCUAAUUCAAAUUCUGAGUGUUUCAGUUCUGGCCCGAUGAAGCCCUCUGAAAUGGCCACAUCACGGAAUAUAGUCGUCUCCUUUUUUGUCAGUCCGGAACAAAACUGCAUGAUUGUUCAGGAGUCCUUCCAUCUUUCCUCUCACCACGCAUCGCUGAUUGGCGUCGAAGUGCCGUAUUUCUACUUUUCUGUUGAGCCCGAUUUUGCACGAUCCCAGGCCGUCGAUGUGCAGACAAACAUGGGCAUAAGAGAAACCGGCGAGGCGAGUCUUGUGCCGACCAGGGAUGAUGAGGAUGGCGGCGGCGACGGGGACAAAUCCGCCUUGGUGUCGCACCACCUGAGUCGUCACGUGAUGCGCGACUUCCAUGGCCUGGAGGGCGCUGACUCGAUGACACGCGAGGCCAUUCUCAAUUUCAGCUUUUACCUCGCCCAAGGCGAGAUGGACACGGCCUUCAAGUCUAUGAAGCUGAUUCGCAGCACCGCCGUAUGGCAGAAUAUGGCCAAAAUGUGUGUCAGCACACGACGGUUAGACGUGGGGUUGGUGUGUCUGGGCAAAAUGGGCAAUGCGUUUGGCGCUGCGAUGGUGCGGCAAGCGCUCAAAUCUGAAAGCAGUCUCAUCGCUCAGACCGGAGAGCUGGCACUUCAACUGGGCAUGACGACCGAAGCCGAACGUUUGUUUAUUGAAUGCGGGCGUUGGGACUUGGUGGUGCGGCUCCAUCGGUGCUUGGGCCACUGGGAGGAGGCUAUUCAGGUGGCGGAGAAGCAUAAUCGCGUGCGUCUGAGAAAUACGCACUACGCCUAUGCAAUGGAGUUGAAAAAACAGGACCACAUUAAUGAUGCUGCCAACCACUUCAUCCAAUCCAACACGCACCUUGUCGAGGUGCCACGAAUGCUCAGAGAUUCGCCAGAAAAGCUGGAAGAAUUCAUAAAGGCUCAUCCUAACAGGGAGCUCCAACGUUGGUGGGCACAAAGCCUAGAAGCUGAGGGACUGCUGGAGGAGGCUGAGGUCUACUACACACUCGCGAAGGACUACCUUUCCCUCGUACGGAUUUACUGUUGUCUUAAUCGUGAAGACGCCGCCCUGGCGUUGUGUAAUGAAACGGGCGAUGCCGCUGCUUGCUACCAUUUAGCACGUCAAUUAGAGGCAAAGAAGAACGUUGACCAUGCCAUUCAUCUUUACACGCGCGCACGGGCUUACUCCUGCGCCAUACGACUGUGCAGGGAAUACAAUAGAAACGAGCAUCUUUAUAGUCUUGCACAAUUGGCGGCGCCGGAUGACAUGCUUGAUGCAGCUCGUUACUUGGAGAGGCAACCAGGCUUUGAGGAGAAGGCGAUUCUGCUUUAUCAGAGGGGGGGCCAGCUAAACAGGGCGAUUAAUCUGGCUUUCCAGACACGCCAGUACAAUGCCCUUUCUAGCAUCUCCUACUGCAUUGACGCCAACUGUGAUCCAGAUCUUUUGCGGAAAUGUGCAAACUUUUUCCUGCAAAACAGUCAGUUUGAAAAGGCUGUUGAAAUUCUAGCCAUUGGACAGAAGUGGGCGGAGGCGGUACAACUUUGUUCUGAUUAUGACGUUACAAUAACUGAUGACCUGGCUGAGAAACUGACGCCACCCCCUGAGGCAACCUCGGUUGACCGGAACGAGGUGCUCACGCGCCUAGGAUACCACUGUCUCACUCAGGGACACUACCACCUGGCUUGUAAAAAGUUCACGCAAGCGGGCGACCGUGUCAGUGCGAUGAAGGCUCUGCUGCGCUCCGGUGACACCGAGAAGAUCAUCUUCUUUGCCAACGUGAGCAAACAAAAGGAUAUCUACAUAAUGGCUGCCAACUACUUGCAGACACUAGAUACGUGGCGGACAAAGACCGACAUCGUCCGGCUAAUUGUCCAAUUUUACACACGAGGAAAAGCACUCGAUUCACUCGCCUCGUUUUACGAGGCUUGUGCUCAGAUGGAAAUCGAGGAAUUUCACAGCUACGAAAAGGCCAUGGGCGCUCUUACCGAAGCCUACAAAGCGAUGUCUAGGGCUGCUGCACAUGCAGCCGAUGCCACAGACAUGAAAAUUGAUCCCCGUCUAGAGCAACGACUCAUCACCAUCAAGUCAAAGAUUCUGCUGUGCAAGCAGUUUGUGGAAACACAGCUGUUGUUUGAGGAGGAUCCAAUGGAGGCCUUGAGCCAAUUCCAGGCAAUGCUUGAAGAACCCGAAACGUCGAAAAUUAUUCGUCCCGGAGACAUUUAUGCCGCAAUGAUCCGGAAGUUAGUUGAUAAGGAGCACUAUAAGGCUGCCUAUACCUGUCUGCAGGAUAUGCGAGAGAAAUUAGGUGGUCGCGAGGCUGUUUCGCGUUACUUAGACAAGGAAACUCAAGUUGCCAUCUUCCGUGCACUUGAUAUGCCCACGUCAAGGCCCUCAGAUUCUCGAGGAAGUUCAAGCAGUGAGCAAAGAGAGAUGAAUGGUGGGGAAGAUGAAGAGUCUAUUGAGGACAACGUCGAGGCUACAACGGGCAGCGACAAUGACAAUAUUGAUGAUAAAUAUUUGUAG
This is a messenger RNA of Mesocestoides corti, 4497 nucleotides long. The record is from the annotation of a GenBank genome assembly. NCBI's taxonomy places the organism in Eukaryota, Metazoa, Platyhelminthes, Cestoda, Cyclophyllidea, Mesocestoididae.